Molecule: messenger RNA, 321 nt
Organism: Mytilus trossulus (common blue mussel)
Lineage: Eukaryota; Metazoa; Mollusca; Bivalvia; Mytilida; Mytilidae
Exons: 1
Coding region: 1-321 (106 amino acids)
Source: RefSeq, a predicted model, not a curated record
AUGUCAAUUUCAAAUACAGAAAAGGAGAUAGAAUGUGUUAUUCAUUGGUUCAGUGGAUGGAGUGGGAUGCAGAAAGGUGACUUCUUGAAAGACUUAGUUGACAAGGCAAACCCCGUGUCUAUAGAGACGUUGUUUGAUUCAAUGCAUCAGCUUAAAGUGAAUGAUCGCCCACCAAGUAUUUUUCAGUGCCAGCUUAAACUCUUUACACAGUGGUUUGAAUCUUGGACAGAAAGUGAUAGAAAUAAUUUGAUAAUCAAACUUCAAGAAGUUAGCCCAGACUUUGUUAGGCAGUUUAAUGAAUUAGUAUCUACAGCAUCGUGA